AUGCCUCAAUUUGAGACCACAGUCAACACAAACGACGACACCACAAUCAUUUUUCCUUGGUCUGAUGUCGAGGACAGCCCCUCGUCGAAGACACGCGCCCAGCUUGAGUCGACUACUCCUGCUCAGCCAAACACUGGCACUGAAAUUGUCCCCGCUCAGGAUGCACAAGACUCUGCUGCUGCUGCCCCUGGACCACCUGGCCAACUUGAGACGAGGGGGAGGGGGAGGGGAGGACGGCUCGUGGCAAUGGGAGACCCCAACACAUUCACAUCGCCGCCGACGAUAAAGACGACAAUAUCGCUAAGAUCACUACUCAAAGGCCAAUGUGUGAUAAACUCAUCCUGA
This is a messenger RNA of Fusarium venenatum, 345 nucleotides long. RefSeq lists its product as uncharacterized. The record is from RefSeq and is a predicted model, not a curated record. Lineage: Eukaryota; Fungi; Ascomycota; Sordariomycetes; Hypocreales; Nectriaceae.